Molecule: messenger RNA, 246 nt
Organism: Paramecium tetraurelia
Lineage: Eukaryota; Ciliophora; Oligohymenophorea; Peniculida; Parameciidae
Exons: 1
Source: RefSeq, a predicted model, not a curated record
AUGGGAUGCGCAAUUACAAACGAGAAAGUUGCUCUCUAGAAAACCAUGAUGAUGGAGUCCACAUUCAACAAGGAACAACGAGAGAAAGAGUAGCGGAUCAAAGCACAUCUUAUUUUAGACGAAUACCGUCAAACCAAAACAAUUAGAAAGUAAAUCAAACUGCAAUCCGACGUCAAGGAUGCUUUGCUAGAGUAACUCACAAGGAAUAAAACUGUAACUCCUCAAAAGUCCUCGAUUGCCAAUUGA